CUAAGCUAGCAACUGUUCUGUCUAAUGUAUCUUAAAAAAGAUCGGGGAGAGAAAAUAUAAUUCAUUUACUGUGAUUUUCGAGUUUUCGACAAGUGUAAUAAAUUAGAAUUUGUAGAUAAGUAGCUAAAUAGUUGAAACGAACUAAAUUAAGCACUUAAAAAAUCACUUAAUUCUAAAAAACUGAGUUUUAAAAGUGACACAUUUUUUCUUGUCGACGCGCUUUGUUAUAAGAAUAAUUGAAACAAGAAGUUGAUACAAUGGGUAAGGCUCAAAGUAAACGUUCUGUAGACAUCACAACUGAAACGACGAAAGAAGACGCAGUCCAGGAAGGAACUGGAAAGCUAGAGAAAAUUGAUGAUAAAUAUUUCAAAGAAAAUGAAUCAUCGGACAAAGAAAACAAGGUCGAGAAUGAUGCUGCUGAAAAUGAAAAGAAUGAAGGCGAUAAAACUGAUGAACUUGUUGUAAAUGGUGAAAACGCCCCCGAAACGGUUGAAGAAAAUAAGGCAGAAGAAGCAAUUGAGGAAAAACCUGCUGAAGAGCCAACUAUACCUUCCCCAGAAGAGGCAACAACAACAACCGAGGAAGAGAAGCCGAAAAAAGAAAAAGUUAAAAAGAAGUGGUCGUUCAGAUCGAUUUCGUUUGGUAGAAAAGACAAAACUAAACCAGCCAAGAAGGAAAAGAAAGAAAAGGAAACCGAGAAAACUGUAACAGAAGAGAAACCACAGGAAGAAACUGAAGCUUCUAAAUUAGAAGAGACCAAAGGAGAAAAUGAACCUGCUGAAAUUACAGAAAAGACGACUGAAAUCAAGGUGGAACCCGUUCAAGUUGAGGAAGCAAAAGAAAAAGAGGCAACAAAAGAACCUAUAGUUGAAAAAGAACAAACAGUAGCAGAAGAAAAAAAACCAGAACCUUUAUUAGAAGAAAAAAUUCUAGAACCCGUUAUUGAAGAAAAACUUCCUGAGCCUGUCAUUGAAGUAAAGAUUUCUGAGCCUGCCAUUGACGAAAAAGUUCCAGAACCAGUUGUUGAAGAGAAAAUUCCUGAGCCUGUCAUUGAAGUAAAGAUCCCAGAACCUGUUAUUGAAGAAAUGAUACCGGAAUCUGUUAUUGAAGAAAAGAUCCUAGAACCUGUUCUUGAAGAAAAGAUCACAGAGUCUGUCAUUGAAGAAAAGAUUCCAGAACCUGACAUUGAAGAAAAAAUCACCGAGUCUGUCGCUGAACAAAAAGUUCUAGAAUCUGUCGUUGAGGAAAAGAUGCCUGAACCAAUUGUAGAAGUAAAACUAUUGCAAGAAGAACCAAAAAAAGAAACACAUAUCGUAGAAAAAAUUGAUACAAUUGAAGAACCACCAGCAAUCCCAACAACACCGCCACCAAGCCAAUUCUCAGUGUUUGCGGAGUCAAUGAACGUUAUUCAAAAUGCAACGGAAGAAAAUACUAAUGAAAAUAAUGUUGCAAUGGAAAUAGAAGUUGAACAAAUCAAAGAGAUUGAUGUUGAACCAGUUGCUGAAAUGAUUGAAAAGGUUUUAGAAGAAGCUGUUGACCGUAUUGAUAAUGAAGUAUCGAAUGAUAAGGAUAUUGAACUGCCUCCUCCACCAACAGACGAUAUUGAUGAUGUUUCUACACCAACUACUGAAGUUGUUGAAGUAAAGCAAAAUGGUGUUAUGGAGGAGCCCAUUGAGAAUGGAAAGACGGAGAAUGGAGUUCAUAACGAUGAAGUUGAGGACGAAAAACCAGUUUUGAAAGAGGAUAAAGUAAUCGAUAAAAUUUCGCCAGAAGCUACAAUGGCACCAGAAAUCAUCUCAGAAUAAGCAGUAUCAUAAUUACCAUCAUAAGUUUGCAUCGUAUGGAUUUGAAAAGAGAAGAAUGGAAUUUUAAACAAUUUUAUUUUUUAACAAGAGAUAAAACAGAAAUUUAAUUCUUAGAAUGAUUUCGAAGAGUCGACUAUUGAGAUAUUUAAUAAACUUGUGGAAAUUAAACAGGGGUAUUGAAAUAAUUUAUUAACUCGUGCUGACCAACAAAAUAAAGUAAACGUAACGUAAAUCAUUCAUAAGAAAAUAAUUGAAAAAAAUAUCAAACUUAACUAUUAAAAUUUGUAUGGUGAAAACAUGAGUUUAUCUAUAAAAAAAUUUGCUAAACAUAAACGUAGAUAACAAAUGUAAAAUAUUAAAAUGCUUCUUGAUAGUUGAGAACUUAUAAACUAUGAAUAUAUAAUGAAAGGAAAAUCUCAUCGGACAGAAUGAUGUCAAUUUAAGUUCUUUAUUGAUUUAAAACUGGUGUGCAAAUUUAAUUACAUAUAACGAGAUAUCUGCUUGAUAUUUUUUAUUACUUUUAGAUAUAUUAUUGAAUAAAAUUGUAAGAAAAAGUCGAUAGAAUAUUGAUAAAUUUAUCAUUAAAAUGAAGUGAAAAUUGAGCAAAGAUUAUAUUAAAAUUUGGCCUAAUUAGAAAUUUCGAAUAUGAAUAAAAAAAAAGAGGAAGGAAACUGAUAUAUGAGUAGCUUAGUUGAGCGCAUCAAAAAAAUUAUUCAUUGUAUUAUCAUUUAAGUCUUUAAGGCUUUAAUUGAACAAACAAUGAGAAAAAAAAAUAAUUCCAAAAAAUCUCAUCAUAUUCAUGAUACUUUUUUUUACAAAAUUGCAUCAUUCCGUUCAUUUAUCAAAAGAAAAUGUGAAAAUUCUAUUGAAGAAAAAAAAAUUUAUUGAUAGCUAGAUAUUAAGCAAGAAAAAAAAAUACAUUGAUAUUCUUUUUAUUGUAUUCAUAUGGUAGAAAAUAACAGCAUAAAAAAACAUUCAGGUGAAAACAUUUCAAAAAUGAUAAAACUUGCAAAAAAUAAUAAAACUAAAUCGAAGAUAUUACAUAUUUCGUCUAAAUAGUUUUCAAAUUAAACUCGUUCACAAUGUUCUUCAGGUGUCUAUAAAAAAGCAAAAAAAAAAGUCUAAUUAAAUCACGAACAAUUUUUCUAUCUAGAAUCAUUUAAGAGAGUAAGCCAUAUUAUCAACAAAAACAUUAAAUACCUACGCUCCUUUCUCAUACCUAGACCAAUUAAGAUAUAAACAAUAUAAACAACAAAAUAAUCAUCAUUUUGGGUAGUUAUUGCUGAUUAAAGAAUUGAAUAAAUUAUCGACAUUUCUUAUGAUUUCAUUAAAACCUAUUAUUAUUAUUACUAUUAUUAUAGAAUUCAAAAUAUUAUUUUUCUUUUGUUGUGAAAGAAAAAUAGACGAAAUAAAAAUUUAAAUCAAAGCUGUAAUUCAAGAGAAUCAUUUAAAAGAAGCAAAUAUAAAAUGUGAAGAAUUUUUAAUUUGCAAAAACUAGUCGUGCUUUUGAUGGUUUGCAAUAACGGUCAAAAAGUUUUUCAUUCAAUAUAGCAUGAUCAUUUUUCAAAUAGGUUCUCUUUCAUUAACGUUUAAAGCAUAUUACAUUUUAUGAUUUUUUAUACUUUCUUAUGAUUUGCAUAAAUAAAGCUUCUUCGUAAUAUAUAUAAAAAAGGAAAAAAAAAACGAGAAUAAGAUUUAUAUAGCUUGUAAAAUUUUACAAAAAAAAAUAUUAAUAAAUUGAUAUAAAUAUACAUGAAUUGGAAACUCUUGCGGUAGUACGAAUGAACGAUUAUCUAAAUUCCUCAAUAAUGAUUAAAAGCUCAAUAAAUAAACAGAAGAAACACGAUUAGUCCGAUUAUAGUACAAGAGAAAAAUAUGAUCACGAUUAAAAGUAUUACUGAGUAUUACUUGCAUUACUUGAGAAAAACAUACUUUCGAUAAUAAUUGGAUUAGUUUGUAAAUCUUAUGAUGAUCACAGUAUGAAUUCCCUAAAAAACUUGGAAUAUAUAAAAACUGCAGUAAAUUCACUACCGUAUAUAGAACUUCCAAAUCUAAUUUAAAUAAUAUCUAUAAAUGUAUCUUUUUAUCCUUUUAUACACUUCCAAUUUAUACACAAUUUUAAGAAUUAAUGAAAUAUCAAAAACAAAUGUGAAUUUUUUUUUAUCCAAUCUCAUUACCAGUCAUUCUCAUCAUAACAAAAAAUUUAUAAAAUAUUAAAAGUUUCAAAACAAAAUUCUUUCUACAAUCCGGUGGUUUAUGUCGUCUUCAUUUAAGAGAAUCAGUAAAACACAUGCCAAAAAUAUUUUUAUUCCUUAGAUCUUUGAUAUUUUUGAAUUAAAAACAGAAUUAACAAAAGAAAAUGUGUAACAUAUAGGCUGCUAAUAGCAAAGGAACAACAAUAAUAAUCUCUAAUAUUUUUAUAUCCACCGAAGAUAUUUUAUAUCGAAUUUUAUUAAUUAAUAAUAUUUUAACAUUGAAGCUCGAAUUUAAGUUAAAAUGGUUUUUGUAGAAAUUAUAAGUAUCGUCAUUUUUGAAUAAUGAAUACAUUAAGUAAUUAAUCAUACCAUUUAUAUUGCGAGAAAGCAAUUUUUCAAAAACAAAACAUACAAUUUUGAUAUAAAAUUUUAUUUGAUUCAACAAUAAAGAUUCAUUUAU
Messenger RNA from Chironomus riparius, 4460 nucleotides. Lineage: Eukaryota; Metazoa; Arthropoda; Insecta; Diptera; Chironomidae. The record is from the annotation of a GenBank genome assembly.